This is a messenger RNA of Dovyalis caffra, 177 nucleotides long. The record is from the annotation of a GenBank genome assembly. Lineage: Eukaryota; Viridiplantae; Streptophyta; Magnoliopsida; Malpighiales; Salicaceae.
AUGGAGAAUGUAUCCAUCUCUGGACAGGAUAAUAGAGUUUUGGAGCUUUCUAACCGUCCAGGACAUGUGAGGGCUGCCCCCACCAAAGAGAUUCAUGGGAUCAAAUCAUAUCUUCCGCACUUCCAUACACCCAAAUCUAUAUCUCUUACUUACCGACCGCCACCUCCACCUCCAUGA